Molecule: messenger RNA, 1203 nt
Organism: Closterium sp. NIES-65
Lineage: Eukaryota; Viridiplantae; Streptophyta; Zygnematophyceae; Desmidiales; Closteriaceae
Source: the annotation of a GenBank genome assembly
AUGACGGCACUCCGCGGCUCCUGCUGGACAUUGGUGCGCCGAAGAGGGGGGAAGGGGGUGGGGGGAAGAAGGGGGGAGGGGGGUGGGGGGGUUGGAGAGGGUUGUGGCUCGCGGGUGAGUGGGGAGGCGUUAUCUGAGGAAGGGAACAACUGGGUGGGGCUUAUUCCCCCAUUCCCCAUCCCCUGCUCACUUUCCCCCAUCCCCUGCUCGCUUUCCCCCCAUCCCCUGCUCGCUUUCCCCCAUCCCCUGCUCGCUUUCCCCCAUCCCCUGCUCGCUUCCCCCCAUCCCCUGCUCGCUUUCUCCCCAUCCCCUGCUCGCUUUCCCCCAUCCCCUGCUCGCUUUCCCUCAUCCCCUGCUCGCUUUCCCCCAUCCCCUGCUCGCUUUCCCCCAUCCCCUGCUCGCUUUCCCCCAUCCCCUGCUCGCUUUCCCCCAUCCCCUGCUCACUUUCCCCCAUCCCCUGCUCGCUUCCCCGCCCCCCCAGGUUGCGGCUCGGGGCUGAGCGGGGAGGCGUUAUCUGAGGCAGGGCACCACUGGGUGGGGCUGGACAUCUCGCCCGCCAUGCUGGACGUGGCAGCAGAGCGGGCAGUGGAUGGUGAUCUCAUGCUCUCUGACAUGGGGCAGGGCCUUCCGUUGCGCAACGCUGUUUUUGACGGGGCCAUCAGCAUUUCAGCAGUGCAGUGGCUGUGCAAUGCCGACAAGUCCUCCCACAAUCCGCGCCUGCGCCUCAAGGCGUUCUUCCAGUCGCUGUACCGCUCACUGGCUAGGGGCGGCAGGGCGGCGCUGCAGAUCUAUCCCAACGGGGCGCCGCAGCUGGAGAUGAUUUCCAAAGCCGCCAUGCAGGCCGGCUUCUCAGGGGGGCUCGUGGUGGACUACCCACACAGCACCCGAGCCAAGAAAUACUUUCUAUGUCUCGUAGCUGGCCCUGCAGGUAGCCGCCCAAUGCCCAAGGGUAAAGGGGGCGAUGGGGAGAGUGAGGAGAGCGAGGAUGAGGACGGUAGCGACGAGAGUGAUGGGGAAGGGAGGACUGUGGGUUAUGAGCAGCGGCAGAGGCAACGGCCUGGGAAGAAGCAGAAGCUGAAUGGGAAAGGGGCUAAGGGAAGGAAUUGGGUGCUGAAGAAAAAGGAGCACCGGCGGCAGCGAGGAGACAUGGAUGUUCCCAGAGACACAAAGUAUACUGCACGGAAAAGAAAGUCACGGUUCUGA